UCACAUUCGGGAUUGACAGUACCACAUGCGUUCCGUGAACACCCACAAGGCGGUAUAAAAUCACUUUUAAAAGGUGCGACUCUGUGUUUUGACAUAAAAAGACGCUGAAAGGUCGAACAGGAUGUAAGGUUGCUCAGCGCUCCACUCAUCCUGUCCUGUGGUUUGGGUGUGAGCGGGGAGCCCCGCCCACACUCGAAACAGGCCAAUCAGGAGGAUGUUUGAGGUGAAGCCCAUGGGUGUGGAGAAGAAGGAGAACGCAGUGGGAACAGACGAGGGCAGUAAGGUGUGUGGUGGUUCCAGUGGGGGCGUCAGCGGGAAUGACGAGGACUCGGUGUACCUGUAUGAGAGUCAGGACUGGGUCAUGUCUCCGGCCUGCUCUCCGGACGAACCCAACGCCAUCUCCCCAAUGCUGGCCGAGGAGACCUUCCGCUACAUGAUUCUCAGUGCAGAUCGGGUGGAGCAGAUGACCAAGACCUACAAUGACAUCGAUGUGGUCACACACCUACUGGCUGAGCGGGAUCGGGAUUUGGAGCUGGCGGCUCGGAUUGGUCAGUCUCUCCUCCAGAGGAACCAUGUGCUACAGGAACGCAAUGAGUCUGUGGAGGAGCAGCUGGCACAGGCUUUAGACCAGGUGCACCAGCUGCAGCAUGAGCUGGGGAAGAAGGACGAGUUGUUGCGGAUGGUGGCCAGCGCCAGCGAGGAGAGUGAGACCGACUCCAGCUGCUCCACGCCGCUACGCCACCCCCCACCAGCAGGGGCCGCUCUCGCCCUCAGCCAGCUGGAGGCUCUCCAGUGCAAGCUCCAGGAGCUGGAGGAAGAGAAUCUGGCCCUCAGGACAGAGGCAAGUCAUCUGAAGACAGAGACCAUCACGUACGAAGAGAAAGAGCAGCAGCUAGUCAGCGACUGUGUCAAAGAACUCCGUGAAUCAAACAGUCAGAUGGUGACUCUGACAGACGAGCUUUCGCGGAAGAACGAGGAUUUACUGAGACACCAGGAGGAGAUCGCUCAGCUCCUCUCUCAGAUAGUAGAACUCCAGCACCGAGUCAAAGAGCUGGCUUUGGAGAAAGAAGAGCUGAGAAUUCACCUGCAAGCCUCAAAAGAUGCUCAACGCCAGCUAACCGCUGAGCUGAAUGAAGUGACGGAGAGGAAUGCGGAGUGUAUGGCUAUGCUGCACGAGUCGCAGGAGGAGCUUAAAGAGCUGCGCAGCAAGCAAACGCCGUCUGCAGGCCUGCGCAGACACCUCUCCUACGGCUUCUUCCCCAUGGACUCCCUGGCGGCUGAGAUAGAGGGCACUAUGAGGAGAGAGUUAAGUGUAGAGGAGGAGAUGGCGUUUGAGGAUCAGAGGUCAACCCAUAAGCGGGUGUUCCAGACGGUGCGAGCGGUAAACGAGUGCGUAGGCCGGGCGGCAGCAGCGAUGGGGGGGCGACCGAUCCCUGGCUCAGGGAGCAGCGUGGUGAUGACAGCACAACCUUUCCACUCCAACGUCACCCCCCCGCAAACACACAACAGACAGGACAAGGACGCAUCACAGCACGCUGCCAAGGAGGAGUCCCAGCUCGGCCAGCCUGGCUCCCCGGGCGGUAACGACCUCGUCUCGGCCCUGCAUCGCCUCUCUCUCCGCCGGCAGAACUUCCUGUCCGAGCGCCAGUACUUCCAAGCGGAGAGAGACAGGAAGCUGCGGGAGCUGGCGGGGUCCCACUCAGAAGGGGGCGGGAGCGGCUGCAGCUCUCCGACGGGAAGCGCCGCGUCGUCGUUCACCAACCUAUCAGAACUCUCCGUCUCCUCCAGCUGUUUCAAAACCUUCCUCCCUGAAAAGCUGCAGAUUGUGAAACCAAUGGAAGGUUCACUGACGCUACAUCACUGGCAGCAGCUGGCCAAGCCGCACUUAGCCACCAUCCUCGACCCCCACCCGGGCGUGGUCACCAAGGGCUUCCGACCCCUCCCACAGGACGCCGUCUAUCACCUGACUGACUUGGAGGAGGAUGAGGAGCAGCAAAGAGGCCCCUGGGAGAGUGAGAGAAAGGGAGACGCAGCCUGGGAGGAGAAGAGGAAAGGAGAGGUAGAAGAGGAGGAGGAGGAAGAAGAGGAGGAGGAAGGAGGGAUCACGUUUCACGUGCAGUCUUCCUCCACGCCGGAGGAGAAGAAAGAGAAGAGGGUCGCCCUAACGCCGGCCAGCGUUCCACCUCUCCCCCCGUCGCUGAGGAGCUCUCCCGUUACCACGGUGACGUCAGGCUCCUCGGUAACGACCGUGUCCUCUGUGACCUCUACGCAGUCAAGGUCAACAGCCUCUGCCCUGUCCCAGCCUGGUCUGACUCUCAGCUCUACUGUGCCCUCUGCAGUUAUAAACCCUGGGAAAUGUCAGAGCUCCACUUUCUCCACUUACACUUUCACCACCUGCAAAAUCCUCCAUCCCAGUGACGUCACACAGGUCACCCCCAGCUAUGCCUGUAGCCCCUGUGUCUCUGAGUACACUCCCAGUUCCUUGCGGACUGGUCCUAGUACUCCGGUGACCCCCUGCAGGCUGAGUCUGGGCGAUUCCUUCUCCCCUCACCGCCCGGCCCCGCCCCCCGGCAGCCUGGCCAAGCUCCUGCUGGAGCGCGGCAUCUCCGCCCAGGUCUCCGCAGAUCCCGCCCCUCCCAAAAAGACCGCCCCUCUCAAAAAGCCCGCCCCUCUGCGACUGCUCCCCAGCACACCGCCGAACUCCCCCGCCCACUCCCCGUGCCCCUCCCCUCUGCCUUGCGAACCGCGGGCCGCCCCUUCCGACAACUUCCUGGCGUCCCGCCCCGCCGAGCUCUUCCUGCAGGACGUGUACGGGCUGAAGUUGGGACGCGCCCCCCGUCCGGACCUCCCCAGCCCCGACCCGGCCAACGCCGAGCAGCCGUUCAAACAGGACCGUCUCAACGUCAACCUGGUGGAGCGCCUACGCAGGCUGGGAUUCGCCAAGGUCCUGCAGGGGGCGGAGUCAGACGGCCUAAAGCGACAGGAGUCCUCCACCAUUCUGGCGACCGGCGGAGGAAGCCUAUUGGACGGCCUCCGGCGCAACCAGAGCCUCCCCGCCAUGAUUGGUGGACGUAACGCGUCCGCGUCCGGUCCGUCACACCCUGUCCCGCCCCCGCACCCCACGACCCUGGCUCUCCCCACCCCGCCCUGGGGAAACCUGAAGGAAUCUCGUCCCGCCCGUAGACACGCCUCCCUAUCUCAGGCCCCUCCCCCCCUGCCCAACUCAUGAGGUUGUGGGCUCAAUCCUAAACUGACAGUUAUGUGGGUGGGGCUAUGCUUGGGGGCAGGGUUAACACUGACAAAACAUAUUUAUCCCCAAAAGUGUGUAACACUCCCA
Chanos chanos (milkfish) is the source of this 3337-nucleotide messenger RNA. It is a transcript of the gene trak2, whose product is annotated as trafficking protein, kinesin binding 2. Gene Ontology annotation, biological process: vesicle transport along microtubule; protein targeting; anterograde axonal transport of mitochondrion. The transcript has 16 exons. NCBI's taxonomy places the organism in Eukaryota, Metazoa, Chordata, Actinopteri, Gonorynchiformes, Chanidae. The record is from RefSeq and is a predicted model, not a curated record. Gene Ontology annotation, cellular component: cytoplasmic vesicle; dendrite; mitochondrion. Gene Ontology annotation, molecular function: GABA receptor binding; myosin binding. The coding region runs from base 215 to 3229 and encodes 1004 amino acids.